AUAUGUAAAGUCACUGUCGUUGCAAAAGCAUUUGGUAGGAAAAUAUCUUCAGAUGGCCUUUCAUUGUCCAUUGAUUAUUUGCAUUAAAAAAAGUCCAUCAGUUGAAUAUGAUUAUUUCUUUUUAACCUAAUUACAUCCAUCCCCUCAACAGGUAUUUCUAUUCCAUUUCCCAUCUGUGUUUUCAACAUUUUAAACAAGACUGUAUUCACAGACACAGGCUACUUUUUAAAGAUGUGACAGAACAAGUGGUUGAAUCCAGAUGUGAAUGAUGCACAAUAUAAUACUUUUUAUGCAUGUACUGUCACUUUCCUACUGAAUUCCGAAGUCUCAGGUUGUCUGGCUCUGAUCUGAGAACAGCCGAGAGUGCCACCCUGUUGGACCUUAUUCCCUGCUGCAUACCAGUCCCCACACGCCCAGGCUGGAAUGUGUGUGCAGAGAUUUUGAAAGCAUUCCUAAUGUGUUAAAUUGCAUUUCCUAUUGUCAUCCUAGGCUUACCUGAUAUUGAUAUGUAAUUAUUCUGAAUCACAGACUUGCAAGACUAUUUGUAAACUUCAAUGGUAAUCCAAUGCGAAACUCUGUAGGCUAUUGUGGCACUAAGGUGACGACAACAAUACAUUUUUCCUGAUUCAUCCUUGAGGAGGGAGUAGUAGCAGGGGGGUUGCUGAGCAGGUAGACACAGGCAGAGAGGAAGAAGCGAAGGGAGAGGAUUUACUCUUCCCAAAAUCUGUCUGCGUGAGAUGAGCCAUUUUUGGUAUGGAGGUCUAUAAGAGAGUGUCGAAUUACAUAAGGCAUAUUUCAUCAAAUAUAAGUUUCAUAGUGUUUAGGCUGUUACAAAUGUACUGACAUAAGUGGAAGCAAGUGGCAUAUGGUAACUUUGAUAAAAACGACUUAGUUGUUUCACUGUUGUUUGCCCUCUCAUUGGCUAGAAUGGUCCCACCUGAUCUCGUUUGACCCUAACUUUGAGGACACGUAUUUCUAGUCGACUAUCUUGUCAUUAUAACAUAUAAUCUUCGACACAGGUGAGUCGCAGAAAAAGGUGAGACUGGAACCAUGUGUGAAAGUGCAGUUUUUUUUUACUUGUGUGUCUGGACAUUAUUGCUUUAUUGUGCUGAACUAAGGUAAAACUUUCCUAGUACACAACCUCUCUGGUAGUCUUCUCCCUGAGUUGGAAGAGCAAGACGCCAUGAGGAGGAAUGACUAUUAUAUCCCUGUAUCCGGCGAGGAGAAGGCAGCUGACUUUGGGAACACUAAGGAUGGUGGCGUUAGCAAAUAUAGCAAGUAUGACUCCAUCCCAUUGAACUCCCUCACGUCAGAUGAGGCAGCCUCAGGCCCAAAUCAGGGGCCUACAUUCCAGGARGGCCAGCGGCGGGUGGACUAUGUUCUCACAUAUCAUGUCCAGAAACCCCAGAGUGUUCGCCGCAAGACAUCCCGGUUUGCAGAUUACCGCAUCCUCAGGAGCCUGCGCCGCAGUCUGAGCAUGAUGCGAAGUGGGGACACGCCACCAUCCAAAGAAGACCCUGAGAUUGCUGCCCACAAGCAUCGCCUUGACUACCAUGAGGAUGACAAGCGCUUCCGCCAGACUGAGUUUGAGGAUAACCUUCGAGAGAUGGGACUGGAGCUUGAGAAGGAUGAGGGGAACAAAAUCCCAGGAAUUGGCUUCCUGAAGAUCCAUGCUCCCUGGGAUGUGCUCUGUCGGGAGGCAGAAUUCAUGAAGCUCAAGAUGCCCACCAAAAAGGUGUACGAAGUCAAACAGGGAGGUAAUGUGGUGGAGAGGAUCAAUCUGUUCAUCCACAAAGUGACUGCGCCACUUCAUCCUAAAGUGGAGCCAAAUAGACCCCAAAAUGUGAAGCAUCUUUCCCACCCGUUCUCCCGGGAAAAGCAGCACCUGUUUGAUCUCUCAGACAGAGAUUCUUUCUUCGACAGCAAAACCAGGGCCUCAAUAGUAUAUGAAGUGUUGAAACGUACAAGAUGCACGAAAGCCAAAUACACCAUGGGAAUCACCAGUCUCCUUGGCAACGGUGUUUACACUGCUGCGUACCCUCUUCACGAUGGGGAUGUUGACGGCAAGGGGGCGGAGGCCAAUGACAGAAAGAUCUUGUAUGAAGAAUGGGCAAGCUACAGUGUCUUCUACAAGUACCAACCAAUUGGGUUAAUCAGGAAGUACUUUGGGGAGAAGAUUGGCCUGUACUUUGCCUGGCUGGGGGUUUACACCCAGAUGCUGAUCCCUGCUGCCAUAGUGGGGGCCAUAGUGUUCCUGUACGGCUGUGCCACUGUGGACAAUGACAUUCCCAGCAUGGAGAUUUGUGAUCCGAGAAACAACAUCACCAUGUGCCCACUGUGUGACCGCGCUUGCAGCUACUGGAAGCUGAAGACCGCAUGCGGCACGGCCAGGGCCAGCCAUCUUUUUGACAACCCGGCCACCGUCUUCUUCUCCAUCUUCAUGGCCCUCUGGGCUACCAUGUUCAUGGAGCACUGGAAGAGAAGGCAAAUGAGACUCAAUUACAUCUGGGAUUUGACUGGCUUUGAAGAGGAAGAGGCGCACAAGGACCACCAUAGGGCUGAGUAUGAGAUCCAAGUCAUGCAGAAGACCCUGAAGAAACAGGAUAUGUCUCCCAAGGAUAAAAAAGUGAAACUGACAUGUACAGACCGUGCACCAGCAUAUAUGAUGGGAUUUUUCAUCAUGCUUUUUAUGGUUGGUGUGACCUUUGCUGUAGUGUUCGGGGUCAUCCUGUACAGAAUCUCCAUCAGGGCUGCCUUACACAUGAGCUCCAAUCUCACGGCUCGCUCCAACAUCCGGGCAACUGUCAAGGGCACAGCUGCUGUCAUCAACCUGGUGAUUAUCAUCAUCAUGGAUGAGGUCUACGGUGCCGUAGCUCGCUGGCUCACUCUUCUUGAGGUGCCAAAGACUGACAAGAGUUUUGAGGAGAGGCUGAUAAUCAAGACCUUUGUUCUGAAGUUUGCCAAUGCCUUCUCCCCCAUCGUCUACCUGGCCUUCUUCAGGGGCAGAAUGGUUGGGCGUCCUGGGGACUAUGUGUAUGUUAUCGGGUCAUACAGGAUGGAGGAGUGUGCCCACGCAGGCUGUCUGAUGGAGCUGUGUAUUCAGCUCUGCAUCACCAUGCUUGGCAAACAGCUCAUCCAGAACAACCUGUUUGAAAUCGGCAUCCCUAAAAUAAAGAAGAUGAUCAGGCGUCGGAAGUCUGACAUGGACUCUCAGCAGCAGGAGGACUAUAACAUGACCCUACAGCGUCAUGAGAAGGACCACUUCCUGGGUCCCUUUGUGGGCCUCAGCCCAGAGUACAUGGAGAUGAUCAUCCAGUUUGGGAUGGUGACCCUGUUUGUGGCCUCCUUUCCCUUGGCGCCACUCUUUGCUCUGCUCAACAACAUCAUCGAGAUCCGUCUGGAUGCUAAGAAGUUUGUCACAGAGGUCAGGAGGCCCAUCGCAGCCAGAGCAAAAGACAUUGGCAUCUGGUAUAAUCUUCUGAGAGGGCUCAGCAAAGUAGCAGUCAUUGUAAAUGCGUUUGUGAUUUCCUUUACGUCAGACUUCAUCCCUCGACUAGUCUACCAGUACAUGUACAGCCCCGAUGGCUCCAUGCACGGCUUUGUCAACCACACUCUGUCCUACUUCAACGUCAGUGACUUCCAGCCUGGCACUGCCCCUCUGCAGCCUAUGCACCUGGGGUAUGAAGUGCAGAUAUGCAGAUACAAAGACUACAGAGAGACACUAUGGUCCAACACCCCCUAUGACCUCUCCAAGGAGUUCUGGGCUAUACUGGCUUGCCGGCUGGCCUUUGUCAUUGUUUUUCAGAAUGUGGUGAUGCUGAUGAGUGACUUUGUUGACUGGCUGAUCCCAGACAUCCCCAAGGACAUCAGUCUGCAGAUCCACAAGGAGAAGAUCCUCAUGGUGGAGCUCUUCAUGAAGGAGGAAGAGGGCAAGAAGCUCCUCCGAGACAACCACACCAACCAAAGUCCUUUUCAGCCCCGCUCUCGCCCUGCCUCGCAUACACAUUCUAACUGCUAGUGCCCUAGGGGGCGGCUCCAUCUGUCCGUUCAUCUGAUCUGUUUAAAAACCUUCAGUCCCUCUGUCUGGACUUGCACACUCCACACACACACACACACACACACACACACACACACACACACACACACA
This is a messenger RNA of Salvelinus sp. IW2-2015, 4147 nucleotides long. The record is from RefSeq and is a predicted model, not a curated record. NCBI's taxonomy places the organism in Eukaryota, Metazoa, Chordata, Actinopteri, Salmoniformes, Salmonidae.